AUGCUAGUGCCCGUACAACACCCGUCUUAUCCAUAUCCUCACCCUAUAGAUACACAAUGGCCACCUACAAAUAGUUUCCUACCAUCAUCCACUGUCAACGAGAGCCCACAGUCUAACCCAAGCUAUUGGAGACAAUCACCUUCAACCACCAACUCUGUUUAUGGCAGUGAGUCCAACGUCUCAGGCGGGCACACACCAGCCGCCAUGAGCACCAGUUCGAGCAUGUCAUAUGGCCAACAAGAUGGACAAUGGGGUCAACAGCCACCUUUCCAGCCUCCAGCGCGCUCAAUGUCUUAUGGAAAUAUUGAAGGCCUACAGCAGCAGUACCAAGGUCAAGGGUUGGGAAUACAGCACGACUAUCCACGCCGGACCUCUCCCUACCAAUAUCCUACCAGUAUAGAUACGAAUUCAGCAACAGUGCAUGCUACUACAAUGGGGGGUGCGACAACUGCCCCUAAUUCAGCGCCGAUUGUACCAAACAACUCAUACUACCCCCCAUCCUGGAAUUCGUACGACCCAGUACCCGGUCACGGCCCCCCAAUGCCCAUGCCCGGACGAUCGAUGAGUGCACAGUGGUACGCAGAGGCUGCGCAUUUGGAUCGAGUACAAGAGGAGGGUGUGUCACCGAUGACCUAUACUCAUAGUGGAAUACCGCAGUUCUACUCCGGCGCUUAG
Plenodomus lingam JN3 is the source of this 675-nucleotide messenger RNA. RefSeq lists its product as uncharacterized. Gene Ontology annotation, molecular function: zinc ion binding; DNA-binding transcription factor activity, RNA polymerase II-specific. Gene Ontology annotation, biological process: regulation of DNA-templated transcription. The record is from RefSeq and is a predicted model, not a curated record. NCBI's taxonomy places the organism in Eukaryota, Fungi, Ascomycota, Dothideomycetes, Pleosporales, Leptosphaeriaceae.